AUGUUAGAAAGCAACCAGAAAAAGCCCGUGUGAGUCUCUCUCUAUUCCUUGCGGCACGUGAACUCGAGCUUACAUCACACAGUAGAAUUAAGAAAGUUAUCGGUGACUUCCCAACUGCUCAAAGACACAACAACCAUCCCAAAGGGAGUAAAUCGUGGUUGGAAGAACGACGUAGAAAACUUGUUGAACAUCUCAAAGAGCUAUGUAAGUAUUCUCACUACUCACAUCCUGUGUUACUGAUUCUGACUACAAAAUACAGAUAAGAUUCAUGAAAAGCACGAAAAGGAAUGCGAGAAUGGUACCGGUGGUGGAGUGGAACGCUACUUCAAGGAACAUUGCCUUAUAGAUGAGAAAUUGAGGGAGUUUCCAAAGUACAGUAUUGAAAAAGAAGGGGGAAGGAAGAAGAUGCAGACCGUUAGAGGAGAAUUAUGGAGGGAGUUGCAGGACAUUGAAAGACGAUUGAAAGGCAAGGGAGAGCUGAACAAGUAG
This is a messenger RNA of Hymenoscyphus albidus, 489 nucleotides long. NCBI's taxonomy places the organism in Eukaryota, Fungi, Ascomycota, Leotiomycetes, Helotiales, Helotiaceae. The record is from the annotation of a GenBank genome assembly.